Molecule: messenger RNA, 2352 nt
Organism: Kazachstania africana CBS 2517
Lineage: Eukaryota; Fungi; Ascomycota; Saccharomycetes; Saccharomycetales; Saccharomycetaceae
Exons: 1
Coding region: 1-2352 (783 amino acids)
Biological process (GO): tricarboxylic acid cycle
Cellular component (GO): cytosol; mitochondrion
Molecular function (GO): aconitate hydratase activity; 4 iron, 4 sulfur cluster binding
Source: RefSeq, a predicted model, not a curated record
AUGUUAUCUGUACGUACUACUACCUUUUUUAAAGGACCCAUCGGUAAACGUUCACUGGCCACAGUCACAAAUAAUCUAAAUAGAAAUUCAAAAGUUAACCAAAAUUUAUUGGAAGAUUUCUCAUUCAUAAAUUAUAGAAAUGAUUUACAAAAUGUAGAUAUUGUCAGGAAAAGAUUAGGAAGACCUUUAACUUAUGCAGAAAAGAUUCUUUAUGGACAUCUAGAUAAUCCUCAUGAACAAGAUAUUCAGCGUGGUGUGUCAUAUUUGAAGUUAAGGCCGGAUAGAGUCGCUUGUCAAGAUGCUACAGCUCAAAUGGCUAUAUUACAAUUUAUGUCUGCAGGUUUACCUCAAGUAGCAAAACCAGUAACGGUACAUUGUGACCAUUUAAUUCAAGCUCAAGUAGGAGGUGAGAAGGAUUUGAAGAGAGCCAUUGACCUAAAUAAAGAAGUUUUCGAUUUCCUAGCUUCUUCAACUGCAAAAUAUAAUAUGGGUUUCUGGAAGCCAGGUUCUGGUAUCAUUCAUCAAAUUAUAUUAGAAAAUUAUGCGUUCCCAGGUGCUUUAAUAAUUGGUACUGACUCUCAUACUCCAAAUGCUGGUGGUUUGGGUCAAUUAGCCAUCGGGGUAGGUGGUGCCGAUGCUGUCGAUGUAAUGUCUGAUUUACCUUGGGAAUUGAAAGCUCCAAAAAUCCUUGGUGUCAAGUUGACUGGUAAAAUGAACGGUUGGACCUCCCCAAAGGAUAUUAUCUUAAAAUUGGCAGGUAUCACAACAGUUAAAGGUGGUACCGGUAAAAUUGUGGAAUAUUUCGGUGAAGGUUGUAACACUUUCUCUGCUACCGGUAUGGGUACAAUUUGUAAUAUGGGUGCAGAAAUUGGUGCAACAACAUCCGUAUUCCCAUUCAAUCAACCAAUGAUCGAAUACCUAAAAGCUACACGUCGUGAGAAAAUUGCAGAUUUUGCCAAAUUGUAUCAAAAAGAUUUAUUAUCCGCUGAUGAAGGUUGUGAAUAUGAUGAAGUCAUUGAAAUCGAUUUAAGUACUUUGGAACCUUAUGUCAAUGGUCCAUUUACUCCAGAUUUAGCCACACCUAUCUCUAAAUUAAAGGACGUCGCCACAGAAAAUAAUUGGCCAUUGGAUAUCAGAGUGGGUCUAAUUGGUUCUUGUACUAAUUCUUCUUAUGAAGAUAUGUCACGUUCUGCAUCCAUCAUUAAAGACGCUGCAGAUCAUGGUUUGAAAGCAAAGACUUUAUUCACCGUGACUCCAGGUUCAGAACAAAUUAGAGCUACAAUAGAACGUGACGGUCAAUUACAAACUUUCAAAGAUUUUGGAGGUAUUGUAUUGGCUAACGCAUGUGGACCUUGUAUUGGCCAAUGGGAUCGUCAAGAUAUUAAGAAAGGUGAAAAGAAUACCAUUGUUUCUUCAUAUAACAGAAAUUUCACCUCAAGAAAUGAUGGUAAUCCUGAGACGCAUGCCUUUGUAGCUUCACCAGAAUUAGUGACAGCCUUUGCCAUUGCUGGUGACCUUAGAUUUAAUCCAAUUACAGAUUCACUAAAAGAUAAAGAUGGUAACGAAUUCAUGCUAAAGCCACCAUUUGGUGUUGGGUUACCGGAACGUGGUUAUGAUCCAGGUGAAAAUACUUAUCAAGCACCACCAAAGGAACGUGCUUCUGUAGAAGUUCUUGUAGCUCCAACUUCUGAUCGUUUACAAUUGUUGGAACCUUUUAAACCUUGGGAUGGUAAAGAUGCUCUGAAUAUGCCUAUCUUAAUUAAGUCACUAGGUAAGACAACAACUGAUCACAUUUCUAUGGCCGGUCCAUGGUUGAAAUAUAGAGGUCAUUUGGAGAAUAUCUCUAAUAAUUAUAUGAUUGGUGCCAUUAAUGCAGAAAACAAAAAGGCAAAUAAUGUGAAGAAUGUUUAUACUGGUGCCUAUAAGGGUGUUCCUGAUACUGCAAGGGACUAUAGAGACGAAGGAAUUAAAUGGGUCGUUAUCGGUGAUGAAAAUUUUGGUGAAGGUUCAUCUCGUGAACAUGCAGCUUUAGAACCAAGAUUCUUAGGUGGAUUUGCUAUUAUUACUAAAUCAUUUGCACGUAUUCAUGAAACUAACUUAAAGAAGCAAGGUAUGUUACCUUUGAACUUCAAAGAUGUUGCAGAUUAUGAUAAAAUCAACCCAGAUGAUAAAAUUGAUAUUGUUGGUCUAAAAGAUCUUACACCUGGUAAAAAUUUAAAGAUGAUCGUACAUCCCAAGGAUGGAGAAGCCUGGGAUUGUGAAUUAACUCAUACGUUCAAUUCUGAACAGAUUGAAUGGUUUAAGGCUGGCUCCGCCUUGAACAAAAUUAGAAAUGAUAAAGCUAAAAAAUAA